UCUGAAGGCGAAUGCGGUAGGCUAGGAAAAAAACAAGCAGGCAGCGCCGGAGAGACAAGACGGGCACAGUUUACCUCCACAUCACAAGAUCAUAUUUUGGUGCGGAAAUUUCACGCCCUGUCGGGUCGUGUUACCGUAGGAGACGGCUGUGGACAUUCACGGGAGGAAACAAUAGGAUGCAGUGUAGAUUCGUCUGGUGACUGCUCUGCAGGCUCUCCACUUGUCUCGUCCCUGGAACCAGGUGAUUUGGGAAGAGCAGAUUCCUGCAUUUCCCUUCUUUCAGUCUGAGUCUUUUUGUCGGGAAAAAUAAACAACUGCCCACCACUGGAGUACACAGCUCGUCCCUGCCCGUGUUGCUCGGAUCAGCACAGCUCAUCUCCUGACUAAGGAGAGCGCAGCAGCUGCACAAGAUUCACCUUCUACCAACUGAUCACUCCUGACCCCGCCCACACUGCCCUGUCACCAUGGUGCUGUCACAACGGCAACGAGAUGAACUAAAUCGAGCGAUAGCCGAUUAUCUACGUUCCAAUGGAUACGAAGAGGCAUAUUCAACUUUCAAGAAGGAGGCGGAAUUAGAUAAUAAUGAAGAACUGGAUAAGAAGUAUGCCGGCCUUUUGGAAAAGAAAUGGACCUCAGUCAUCAGAUUACAAAAGAAGGUGAUGGAACUUGAAUCCAAAUUGAAUGAAGCUAAAGAAGAGAUCACUUUGGGUGGGCCUGUAAGUCAGAAACGUGACCCCAAAGAGUGGAUCCCACGCCCGCCAGAGAGGUACGCGCUGAGUGGCCACCGCAGUCCUGUCACCCGCGUCAUCUUCCACCCAGUCUUUAGCGUCAUGGUGUCUGCCUCAGAGGAUGCAACAAUAAAGGUGUGGGACUAUGAGACAGGAGAUUUUGAACGCACACUGAAGGGCCACACAGAUUCGGUGCAGGACAUCUCUUUUGACCAGACUGGAAAACUGCUUGCAUCUUGCUCUGCUGAUAUGACUAUCAAGCUGUGGGAUUUCCAAGGAUUUGAGUGCAUCAGGACCAUGCAUGGGCAUGAUCACAAUGUUUCGUCUGUAGCCAUCAUGCCCAAUGGAGAUCACAUUGUUUCUGCCUCGAGGGACAAAACCAUAAAAAUGUGGGAGGUGGCAACUGGCUACUGCGUGAAGACCUUCACAGGACACAGGGAGUGGGUCCGUAUGGUGCGGCCCAACCAGGACGGCACACUGAUUGCCAGCUGCUCCAAUGACCAAACGGUGCGUGUGUGGGCCGUGGCAUCCAAAGAGUGCAAGGCUGAGCUGCGGGAACAUGAACAUGUGGUGGAGUGUAUCUCUUGGGCACCAGAGAGCUCCUACCCCACCAUUCUUGAUGCCACAGGCUCUGAGUCCAAGAAGAGUGGAAAGCCAGGCCCCUUCCUGCUUUCUGGCUCCAGAGACAAAACCAUCAAAAUGUGGGAUGUUAGCACGAGCAUGUGCCUUAUGACACUGGUUGGCCAUGACAACUGGGUGCGUGGUAUCCUCUUCCACCCUGGAGGCAAGUUCAUUGUGACCUGUGCAGACGAUAAGACCUUAAGGAUCUGGGACUACAAGAACAAGCGCUGCAUGAAAACCCUGUGUGCCCAUGAACACUUUGUUACCUCUCUGGAUUUCCACAAGGCUGCUCCCUAUGUGGUCACUGGGAGUGUAGAUCAAACAGUAAAAGUGUGGGAGUGCCGCUGAUUUGGACCUUGGAGGAUUGGACCAACAUCCCAAUUACCCAAGCGUUCCUCUGGAUCUGACCUCCCCUUCCACCAUCCCGCCUCUUCUUUCAACCCCAACCCCUCCUCCCCCUCACCUAACCCUGAGCCUCACCCACACACCAUCAUCAUCUCCUCCUCCGGCUGCACUUAACACCAUGGUUAUCUAUCCAUCGCUCUCUCUGGUCCAAUAACUAUUGUCCUUCUAUGUAAAUUAUUCCUGGAUGUAGAUCGAGCUAUUAAAUGUUACACAAAAAAGUAUUCUUGCAUGGUAAUCCAAAAUUGUAUACUGUAAAUUUACAUAACGUCUAGAAGUACCAUAGGUUUACCACGGGGCUGGCCGUCUGUCACGCAGCCUUACCGACCAACCGAAGGCAGAUGUUUUUGACUGGGUGUAAAAUGUAGGGCACUAAAAAAUGAUAAUUUAAGAAAUGACAGUGUCUUUAUGUGUAAGAUUUAUUUUGUCUAUUUUUUUAUUUAGGAUUUUGUUUUCUCUGUUUUUUUUCUCUCCUUCACUGUCAUAGUCUGUUGGUGCCUAGCUUGAUGAAACUUUUGAGAGAUAAGGAAGGAAAAAGCAUAUUUGAUGCGAUAAGAUACGAUUGUCUGUGGGGCUUUGUUAUUGAAUAAUCUGUAGCUUUAUAACAUCACUUCUCAAGUGUGCAUACCAUUUCUCUUCAUGUGGAACUAGGUAAUAUUUUAAUGGCUGUACAUACGAAUGUUUCAAACGUUUGUCCUUGGACCUUGGGGGCUUUAAAAGAGCUUUGUACUCUUGUCAUAGUGGCACAUUAACCACUGAUAGGCUUUAGAUAAGUUAUCCCAUCUAAUCAAUCAGCACAGAAAAAGAUAAAAUAUUUAAAAAGCUGCUUUUGUGAAAUAACCUCACUGUUUUUCACAAAAGCAUAAAUGUAAAGAAGUUUGUCUGGCCUUCACCAUCAGUGAGCGCUGUGGGCCACAGGACACCUGAGCAGAGUUCAGGGAUUACACCUGUUUAAUCUUGAGCACUUGAUAAAGUCCUUCGUUGUGUCUCCUUUUAGGAGACGAUUCCUUGUGACCUUGCAUGUCAGACUUUCAAUGAACUGAAGCUCCACAGUCUACUUCUAGUCCUCUUAAUCAGUCAGUCUUGGCACGGUUUGGUUUACUGUAGGAGCUAUAUGAAGUCAGGAGAUGUUAUGUUGGCCCAUUGCGCUUCUGAAGACCAUAAACAAAAGCCAUUGGUGGAAAUAAACCUGCUGACAGGAAACAUUAAAGUAUGAUGAAGAGUCAAAGUGAGCCCCCUGGGUUUGAUAUCUGGGAUGUGCAAAGAUCUCUAAUUUCUGAGGGUAACAAUGUUUUGAAUAGAAAAUUCAGUUUUCUGUGAAAAUAUGAAAUGUAAAUUAAGCUUGUUAUUAAGAGAUUUGGCAAUUUUGUAUUAUCGCACUAAUGGAUGAACUGGAUGGGAAUUAAAGAAUAGUGAGAACGCUAGCAGCAGACAUGCAAUGUGAUCUGUUGAAGGGCCUGAUGCUGAGGCUGCUCCUUGCUGAUUAAGGAGGGCAGUGGCAGCUCCUGGAUCAGAUAUGGAUGAGACUGCUGAAAAACCUGAGCAAAGAGCUUGUCCACAGAUAAAUCCCCCUUCAGACCACAUCAAACAUAUGCAACGUCCUCUGAGUGGCUUUUCUCAAAUGUUUAGCUCUUGAUCUUUGUUGAGGGGUCAGUUCAAAUGAGAACAUUUGUGGAAAGACUGGAAAAUUACUGUAAACCAGUCCAUACUGUAGAAACAACCAUUCCACUCCUUGUGAAGGAGAAAAAAUGAAAUAUCUUGCUUCUAACUGUAGCUGACAAGGUGAUUCAUAAAUCUUGCACAUCCCUCUUUUCACAACAUCUUUGGUCCUUGAUUGAUGAUCAAAGACAACAUUACAAUUUGAUGCUGUUGAUAAAUGCAUAAACCUAUAAUUUCUAAUUAGCCUUUUCAUUCCAAUGCAGUUCUUGGCUAAUAAAGAAUUCCACUGCUUAACUGAUCUUAUCUUUGCGUCUUUGCCACGUUUUUCCUCUUCCUGUGUGUACUGGAUGUGGUGAACUGCUGCUCAAGCUCCUGCUAGUGGCUAAUGUGAGCCUAAUGUGACCUGUUGAUGUAGCACUGCUGCAUGUAACCCUGCACCAGGGGCAGAGCUGUCAGAACAGUAUUAUUGUUAAAGCUUGAACACUGAAGCUUUCCCUUCACUUACCUAUUAGUCUGAAGACUCUUUGUGCUUAAAUUACCUGAAUUUUUAAGAAAAUAAAGAAAUUUGAUAUGAGAAAAUUGACAUAGCUCUCAUAUUUAUACUAAUAAUAUAUACCUUUUGGCUUCCAGCCGUUUAGGUUAGCGUAACAUAAAGAGAGGACACGAAUAGCCUACCGUCUCAUAGAUUUGAUACAAAAAUGCCACUUUUACACCUUUGAGCUUUUUAAAACCAUUAUCAAGUAAUGAGCUCAAAAUGGAUGGCUUCAAGUGUCAUGGUAGAUAUGAUUAUUGUGCCUCUGAAAUUUAACACAGGGAUUUUCCAGGACAAUUUCAGCUAAAGAUGAAGUUUAAAUACCUGUAAACUAUGUAGCCUCCUGUUAUUCUCUGAACCAGAACAAGUCCCUUUAUGGGAAGUCUGGUUGUUUGCUAGCAGUUUACAAUGAAGUUUUAUGCUAAGCUAAAUGGGUACUAGCUCAAGCUAUAUAUUUACAUUAAAGUAUUACAGUUUUAUGAAUGAACUCAACUUUCAACUAUGUGGGAAAUUCAAUGAACAUGUUUCCAAAGGACACCUGUCCUCUUUGGUAGUCCAUUUAGCUGGGUUCAGACAGCUCUGUGCUAUGGUUGUAGAAUGGCUGGAUUUGGUGUUUGUGUGAUGCAAUUUGAAGGUGUUUAUUCCCCUUCUUCUGUAACUGCAACGGGAUUGUGGCAGACUAGGAUGUCCCAAAGGAGAACCCGUUUCUUUCAGGGAAUAAAAUGUAUGUCUCCUUUUGGUGUGUGCCCCCUUACAAAAGGUCUAUUUUUGUUUGUUUGUUUUUUUUUUAAGCUGUUAUCUCUAUCCCUACUUCCAAGGAAGACUUUGGAUGGAAAACCAGCAAAUUUUGUAUGACAAUUUGGCAUGGCUAAUGAAGAUGCCACUUUGUUAAAUGUUCUUGCUAAAGCCAAAAAUGGAGACGUUCUUCUGUACAAUCUGGUUUAGCUUGAUGAUUCAGCCUCUCUAGGUCCGACACUGUUUGGCCAACUUUUGAAAAUGAAAAAUGGCUCUAGUCUCGUCAGGAUCACGCUAUGACAUGCCAGACCGUAAAAUGUAUAUGAAAAUCUACUUCCUCUCCUUGGUUUUAUUCAAGGAAGGCUGUUAAUCAAAGGUCAGGAUGAUGUGUGUUCUGUUUCUUUUUUAAAAUAAAUAAAUAAAUUCAAAAAAGCUACAACACAGGUGCUGCCGUUGUAUGCAAGUGUGUACCCUGUGGAAGAAAAUCCCCUUUUGCCAUUCGCAGGUCCCAAGCAAUCCCUUUGCUGCACUGGUUGGGUGUGUGAAGGGACUGACAGACAAGUUUUGAUUGUCUGUUGGCUUUUCCUUUGAUUUCAAGUCCAUCUGUCCUCUUUACCUGUCCAUGAACCACAUUUGAGGGCUUCAGACUGCACAACAAGCUCCUACAGGAGAGCUCAUGAUGUUUUCACCACUAUGGUCUCACUCAUCACUCAGCAAACUGUUAACAAUAUACCUGGAUGUCAUUAUUGUUUGCGAUAUAAUAAAAGUUGAAAAUCUA
Cheilinus undulatus (humphead wrasse) is the source of this 5455-nucleotide messenger RNA. RefSeq names its product lissencephaly-1 homolog. The transcript has 11 exons. The coding region runs from base 465 to 1697 and encodes 410 amino acids. NCBI's taxonomy places the organism in Eukaryota, Metazoa, Chordata, Actinopteri, Labriformes, Labridae. Gene Ontology annotation, biological process: retrograde axonal transport; vesicle transport along microtubule; microtubule organizing center organization. Gene Ontology annotation, cellular component: neuronal cell body; nuclear envelope; neuron projection. The record is from RefSeq and is a predicted model, not a curated record. Gene Ontology annotation, molecular function: dynein complex binding; microtubule plus-end binding.